Messenger RNA from Hyaena hyaena (striped hyena), 2101 nucleotides. It is a transcript of the gene AGTRAP, whose product is annotated as angiotensin II receptor associated protein. Gene Ontology annotation, biological process: regulation of blood pressure; angiotensin-activated signaling pathway. NCBI's taxonomy places the organism in Eukaryota, Metazoa, Chordata, Mammalia, Carnivora, Hyaenidae. The record is from RefSeq and is a predicted model, not a curated record. The transcript has 5 exons. The coding region runs from base 90 to 569 and encodes 159 amino acids. Gene Ontology annotation, cellular component: plasma membrane.
GCGGGGCGGGGCAAGGCAAGUUUGCGUCCCGAGUUCAGAGCCCAGGAGCCCCCGCGGCCGCGGCGCAGGUGCCCUCCGCCUGGGUCGGGAUGGAGCUGCCAACUGUGAACUUGAAGAUGAUCCUCCUGGUUCACUGGCUGCUGACGACCUGGGGCUGCAUAGCAUUCGGGGGCCCCUAUCCCUGGGCCAACUUCACCAUCCUGGCCUUGGGCGUGUGGGCCGUUGCUCAGCGGGACUCCAUCGAUGCCAUAAGUCUGUUUCUGGGUGGCUUGGUGGCCACCAUCUUCCUGGACAUCGUCCACAUCAGCAUCUUCUACCAGCGGACUGGCUUCUCGGACACGGAGCGCUUCGGUGCCGGCAUGGCCAUCCUCAGCCUGCUCCUCAAGCCGCUGUCCUGCUGCUUCGUCUACCACAUGUACCGGCAGCGCGGGGGUGAGCUCCUGCUCCAUAUUGGUUUCCUUGGACCAUCACAGGAGCGCAGCGACUACCAGACGAUUGACUCACCAGAGGCGCCCGCAGACCCUUUUGGAGGCUUGGAGGGCAGGGGUCACGGCCCGCAAGGGUACUAAAGCCUGGGGGGGCCCAGUGUAACAGACUGCGGAGGCGGCUCGGCCUGCACCACCUUCCUUGUGCCUUGGAUGGUGUUCUAGAGACGUUUCUGACCCCCCUCCCCCCGAACUGUGUUCUCCUGUUCCUCAUCGUAGGGGUUGCCUGAAUCAGGCGCCCUGAGUGCCCAGGAGCCCCAUGCAUACCCGUCCCAGACUCCCUGAGGCCUCCUCUCCCCAAGGCUGGGAACCGCGGUCUCUUUCCUCACCGGCUCGUGCAGCCCCAGGCCAAGCCACGCCUGAGCCAGGCCUGGCCCACAGUUUGUUCAUCCCACCGUCAGAAGCUCCUAGAGCUGUGGGUCGUGCUCAGCCCUCAGCCCCGGGAGCGGUGCGGCGUGGGAGUGAGGUCCCUACACUGCUCACUGCCUGGUAACUCGGUGCUUGGGGACCUUGGGGCCGGAGGCAGGAGGCGUGGGCAGCACCCAAGACCCUCCCCAGCCUCCAGCUGCCCUUCCCGGAGCCGUGGCAUUAAAGUUUGGGGAAUCUGUAGCUGGAUGUGUUUCGAGCCACGUUUAAUCUCCCAGCCAGGCUGGGUCCCGGACCUGUCAUUCCUGAGAAGAUGUGUCCUUUGAAUCCCCUGGGAACCGGGGCUUAGCUGCCCGUUCUGCUGUGGCAGCAGCAAGCCUGGGCUCACGACCAGCCAGGCCUGCUGUGCACCCAGCUUUGGCCUAGCCGAGGCCCGGGCGGAGGAGGGCCCUUUUCGGUGUGGCAGACGGGCAUCCGUGUCUCUGAAUCAGAUGACUCGGGUAUCGGUUUGAAUCCCUCUCUGCCACUUCCUGGCUGUGCGCCUUUGGGCAACUUAACGUCUCUGACCUCAGCGUCUUCUGGAAAAGGGUGAGUGGCCGCCCGGAGGGUGAUGCUACAGAGAAGCAGUGCCUGGCCCUUGGAAAGCUCCCGAGUGAUGGCGCAUUGGUGGGUUGCUGUGAACCUGUGACGAUGUUGGGUCAGUACGCGAAGGGUGACAUCUCCCCGGCAGACCCCCGUCUUUUGGUGUCAGGGCUGACCGGGACCAACACGUGUCCAGAAGCCCCAAGCGCCCCGUGGCCAGGGUCCCACUCCACUCUGACUGGACUGAGUGGCGAUUUCUGGGCCUCACGUGCCUGAGCCUCCCUGGGCUAUCCUGGCUUGUCGCCGACACCAAGAGAUCAAGGCCUAGUGCACAACCCCACCAUCCUCCUGUGUCCAUCUGUCCAGAGGGGCUCAGUGCCUGCUGCUGCUAAGCAAGGGCCUGGGGCUGCAGGGCUGAACCUGGUGCCUGCUCGCAGGAAACAGACGUUAGGGGUCCGCUGUCAGGAGGCAAGAGCCCCCCGAAGGGAACAUUCCCACUGGGAAUGAGCUUGUGCUCUGGACCAAGGGACGGUGAGCGGCUGCAGCCAUAGGAAAACUGGGAAUAGCUUCACUGUCAGAAGGGGACAGAUCGAUAAUCCAGGGUACAUUCAUUCUCUGGAUAUGGUUCAGCAGUUCGAAUGAAUAAAUAUUUCUUUUUUUCUUUUUAA